Messenger RNA from Phycodurus eques (leafy seadragon), 5344 nucleotides. RefSeq names its product RAB15, member RAS oncogene family (gene rab15). Lineage: Eukaryota; Metazoa; Chordata; Actinopteri; Syngnathiformes; Syngnathidae. Gene Ontology annotation, molecular function: GTPase activity; GTP binding. Gene Ontology annotation, biological process: Rab protein signal transduction. The coding region runs from base 1795 to 2298 and encodes 167 amino acids. The record is from RefSeq and is a predicted model, not a curated record. The transcript has 7 exons.
CAAUAUCCGCUACUGUAUGUGUAUGUUGCAUGAGAGGUCUCUAUCGAGUGGGGGAAUGCCCAACCAGAUCAAGCAGGUAUCUUUUUCUUCCAAUACACAUUUUAUUUGCAAUACAGAAGAGCAAUAUCACUCCAAAUGAAUGUUUUCCAUGAUCAUUUCUAUUGUGUUUACCAAAUAUUGUACUGCAUUUUUCCAUUCGUCAAUGAAGGGCCUGAGCCGAGAUUGGAACCCGCAACCUUUCCACUCUGAUCCAGACGUGUUUACUACUUUGUCACUGUGCGGCCACCUAUAUUUUCUAGUUUAUAAUAAUAGUCGAAACAAUCAUGUUAGAUUCGUUGUUUUUAAGCAUGUGAAUUAAGACUAAAACAAUAGUAAUUGUUUUAAAUUGAAGAAAACUGUAUUAGUCAGUUUGAGACUUUGGGAGCCCGUACCAGAUUUGUGCCAAAAAGAAUCACACAAAACUUUUGAAAUCCACUAGGCCCCACCUCUUAAAGGCACACAGACAUAACUAAAUUGUAAAUGUAAAUUCUGAACAUUCUAUUAGGGCUUAAAGUCGCUAUCCGUGUUGACAGUCGCGACUGACUUACAAAUGAGAAUAAAAUCGUUACUACUUGUACUAUUCCAAAAAAAAAAAAAGGCAUGUCAUAGUCCAACGAAAUAUCCAAUUUGAUUAUUUGAAAACUAUCUCUUGAACCGGAAAGAGAGUACGCUGGUGCGUUUUGGCUGUUUUUGCUGUUUUUCCCUCAGGAAACGUUUAAUUUUAAAAAUGUUUGUUAUGGCAAAAUAUAGACAAUAUACUUUUAUUAUCUUAUCCCAUACUUUCUGUGACUUUUAUUACUGCAAUAGUUAUUUGUUCUUGUGUGACUUUUUCCAACAUACCUAGUAGCUUAAAAGUUUUCCCCUCCAGUCUCAGUGGCUCUACCAGCGUCCCUUUUCUGUCAAGGACAAGAUAACUGUGUGUGAAAAGGCCUUUCCUCCUUGACUCCCUUCCAUUUCCUUUAACUGUGCGUUACUCUUCCGUGUUCCUCAGAGUCAGAAAGAGGAGCGAAGCAACUGUAAGCUCUCUGUCUGUCUCUCUCUUUGCAAAGAUUUAAUUCAUUUGACAAUAGACAAGAUUGUUUCCUGAUUUAAUUCCAAAACAAACUUGGUGUCAGUAGUGGCAUCUGAGGAUUGCCUGUCGGACCAGGGACCGGACGGAGACUGAUCAUCCAAGACAAGGAACUGUCUUGCCCCUUAUUGGAGGCGUUUGGACAGGGGGACUGGCUGGUCGCUUGACAACCGACUGUCGCUUCGAGAUCCACACGGACCUGCGUUGUCCUAGAAAGAAAGAACUAAUAAAAAUAAUAAUAAUAAUAAAAUAAUAAUAGUAAUAAAAAUCACACAGAAACUAUGGGAUAAUAUAAUAAAAUAAUAUAGACUAUAUUUUAUCAUAAGAGUUUAAAAUGGCUUACUUUAACCAGGAUCCAUCCUCGUACUGUGGCCAAAGGUAGAACCCAGGUUGGCUUAAACCUGUCUUGGCGGCUUAUAUCCUCGUUAGCUGGGACCAGUUGCCUCCUUGCUAGCUAGCUGUCUGGCUGGUUAGUUGGCUCCUUGGCGCAGUUAGCAGUCGUCAUCUGCCAUGCUGUGUUGGAUCCUGCUCAACCUUCUCCCAUUCAUUAUGCUGCGGCGUCAUCCACCUCCAGCGAUGGGUCCUUUCCGGCUUCAGUUGUAGUUCUGUUAGAAGCAGCCGUGCAGCUCCUCAGGCUCGACUAUCUGACACCUCAUCGUCGUCUCGGUGAAGGGAUCGACUUCAAAAUGAAGACGCUGCUAAUAGAUGGUAUCAAAGUGCGCAUCCAGAUAUGGGACACUGCAGGCCAGGAACGCUACCAGACCAUCACUAAGCAGUACUACAGGCGAGCGCAGGGAAUUUUCCUGGUCUACGACAUCACAAGUGAGCGCUCCUUCCAACACAUCAUGAAGUGGGCCAGUGACGUGGACGAGUACGCUCCAGAAAAGGUCCAAAAGAUCUUGGUCGGGAACAAGUCGGAUGAAGUGGACAAGAGGCAGGUGGCCACAGAGCAAGGUGUCAAGCUGGCCAGAGCUUAUGGAAUGGAUUUUUUUGAGACAAGUGCCUUCACCAACCAAAACAUAACAGAGACUUUUACACGGCUGGGCGAGCAGGUGCUGGCGGCCAACAAGAAGGACCUGGAUCUUCUGCGGAUGUCUCUGAACGACGAGCUGAACCUGGCCGCUCUGGAGGAAGAGGAGGGACUGUGUGACGGCGGGUCCGCCGACCAGGGGAAGGGGUGCUGGUGUUAAAAGACAGAAAACAAAGCGUUGAACUGCCUCCUUCAGACACUCUGAGAUGCGAGGAGUGCGUGGCGACUGUGUUUGUUCCUGCCUAAUGCUUGUCCAUCACCCGUCGGGAAAUUGUAUUAUAGAAAGAGGUUUAAACAUUUAUUCAAUAUCCUUGAUAACCAGCUUCAGAUCAAUGUACUAGUGCGCUCUUUGUCAUCACUAGUAUGACAAUUUAAAGCAACUAGGGCGCACUAGUAGAAUGACUGUCUUACUAGUAAUGUUUUCUCAACGACUAGUGCCAUUUCUGGCCUUCUAGUACACAAUUGAACUUUACAAGUAAACUACUGUGCUGUACGAGUAACACGCACUGAAAACCGCCUGAGCAUUUAUUCAAUAUCCUUGAUAUCCGGCAUAAGGUCCAUGUACUGGGUAUGCUUUUUGUCCUCACUACCAGGAUAACUUUGGCAUGCUAGUAGGACAACUGCAUGUUACCAGUGAGGCAAAACUGUUCACUAGUUGCAAAAUGCGUGCUGCUAGUACAACUAAUGACUUUAUAAAAUUCUACUUGUUAACAUCUAGUGCAGUGAUUCUCGUAUGUGGGCUCCCUCUAGUGGUAUAUGAAAAAUCUAUGUUAGAGUGGCUUAAACUUUAUUUAUUUAUUUAUUUAUUUUGUAAGUCCAGUACACUACAUUUGUUAUGUAGAGUUCAGCUGUAUUUAACUUUUAUGUAGACUACCGUUGCAUUUAAUCUUUUGAAAUUGCUUGUUUUCAAAUAUAUAUUGAGGUACAGUUUUUAUUUAUCGUAAUUGCAAUACAUUUUUAUUAAAUCAUCGAAGUAUCCAUCCAUCCAUUUUCUGUAUCGCUUAUCCUCACUACGGUCGCCGGCAGGCUGGAGCCUAUCCCGGCUGUCUUCGGGCGAGAGGCUGGGUACACCCUGAACUGGUCGCCAGCCAAUCGCAGGGCACAUAUAAACAAACAACCAUUCACACUUACAUUCACACCUACGGGUAAUUUCGAGUUAAUUAACCUACCAUGCAUGUUUUUGGGAUGUGGGAGGAAACCGGACUUCCCGGAGAAAACCUAUGCAGGCACGGGGAGAACAUGCAAACUCCACACAGGCGGGGCCGGGAUUUGAACCCCGGUCCUCAGAACUGUGAGGCAGAUGUGCUAACCAGUCGUCCACCGUUCCGCAUAAUUUAAGCACAGUUUAUUCAUUUAUUUAUUAUUUAUAUUUAAGUGGCGUGUUGAUGUUUAAACUGUGUAUACUGUUAAAGUGGCUUACAAUCACAUUAAAUAUACCUUUUAAGAAUAAAGCCCAUGCCUUGUUUUUGAUGAACUCUUAGGCCUACUGCGCUACUGUAUUUCAGUGUUGAUUAUGAUGGUGGUACUUGAAGAGCUAAGUAUAUAUUUUUAGGUUGUACUUGUGAACAGUUUGAGAACCACUGAGCUAGUGCUUUAUUAAUAGUACUAGUAGUGCGCAGAUGUCAUAAAGUGCAUAGUUUUGCUUUACUAGUAACAUGUCAUUGUUCUUGUCUGUCAAAGUUGUUCUACUAGUGAGGACAAAGAGCGUACACAAACCUUAAACUAGAUAUCAAGGAUAUCGAAUAAAUGCCAAGACGUCUUUCCAUACUAUACACACUUAAGACAGAUACAUUGUACAACCCCAAUUCCAACGAAGUUGGGACGUUGUGUUAAACAUAAAUAAAAACAAUACAAUGAUUUGCAAAUCAUGUUCAACCUAUAUUUAAUCGAAUACACAACAAAGACAAGAUAUUUAAUCUUCAAACUGAUAAACUUUAUUGUUUUUAGCAAAUAAUCAUUAACUUAGAAUUGUAUGGCUGCAACACGUUCCAAAAAAAGAUGGGGCAGGGUCUUGUUUACCACUGUGUUAGAUCACCUUUUCUUUUAAAAACAUUCAAUAAACGUUUGGCAACAGAGGACACUAAUUGUUGAAGCUUUGUAGGUGGAAUUCUUUCCCAUUCUUGCUUGAUGUACAGCUUCAGCUGUUUAACAGUCCGCGGUCUCCGCUGUAGUAUUUUACGCUACAUAAUGCGCCACACAUUUUCAAUGGGAGACAGGUCUGGACUGCAGGCAGGCCAGUCUAGUACCCACACUCUUUUACUACGAAGCCAUGCUGUUGUAACACGUGCAGAAUGUGGUUUGGCAUUGUCUUGCUGAAAUAAGCAGGGGCGUAAAUUGAAAAAAGACGUUGCUUGGAUGGCAGCAUACGUUUCUCCAAAACCUGUAUGUACCUUUCAGCAUUAAUGGUGCCUUCACAGAUGUGUAAAUUACCCAUGCCAUUUGCACUAACACAGCCCCAUACCAUCACAGAUGCUGGCUUUGGAACUUUGCUGGAUGGUUCUUUUCCUCUUUGGCCCGGAGGACACGACGUCCCCAAUUUCCAAAAACAAUUUGAAAUGUGGACUCGUCGGACCACAGAACACUUUUCCACUUUGCAUCAGUCCAUCUUAGAUUAGCUCGGGCCCAGAGAAGCCGGCGGCGUUUGUGUGUGUUGUUGAUAAAUGGCUUUUGCUUUGCAUAGUAGAGUUUCAAGUUGCACUUACGGAUGAAGCGCCAAACUGUAUUUACUGACAUUGGUUUUCUGAAGUGUCCUUAAGCCCAUGUGGUGAUAUCCUUUACACAUUGAUGUCGGUUUUUGAUGCAGUGCCACCUGAGGGCUCGAACGUCACGUGCAUUCAAUGUUGGUUUUCGGCCUUGCCGCUUACAUGCGGUGAUUUCUCCCGAUUCUCUGAACCUUUUGAUGAUAUUAUGGGCCGUAGAUGAUGAAAUCCCUAAAUCCCUUGCAAUUGUACGUUGAGGAACAUUGUCCUUAAACUGUUCGACUAUUUUCUCACAUACUUGUUCACAAGGAGGUGAACCUCGCCCCAUCUUUGCUUGUCAAUGACCUAGAAAUUCAGGGAAGCUCCUUUUAUACCCAAUCAUGACACCCACCUGUUCCCAAUUAGCCUGUUCACCUGUGGGAUGUUCCAAACAGGUGUUUGAUGAGCAUUCCUCAACUUUCUCAGCCUUUUUUGCCACCUGUCCCAGCUUUUUUGGAACAUGUUGCA